UUAUUCUCGGAGCCGAUCUUCUGUCUGGCUGCGACCUCAUCUUCGGUAGCAUGUGGAUCAGCGAAGCCACCCAUUGUGCUUCUUUCUUCCGAUGACAUCGAAGGCAACCGCACAGAAGUCAACUAUCCGCCAUGGUCUGUUGCUUUACGCUUGAGUUCGUCUGAGAACAGCAAGACGUUAAUGGCCGGUUUCUGGGACGGAUCGAUACGGGCAUUUUCUGUGAAGAAAUUGACCAUUUUACUGUAUCUCGACCUGCAUUCAGAAACGAUUUCUCAAAUGAUCUGGACCGAAAUGAAUGGCGAGGAUCGGUUGAUAGUUGCAUCCAUGGAUGAAAGAUUAUCACUGUGGAAAUUAAAAUAA
Molecule: messenger RNA, 360 nt
Organism: Haemonchus placei
Lineage: Eukaryota; Metazoa; Nematoda; Chromadorea; Rhabditida; Trichostrongylidae
Source: the annotation of a GenBank genome assembly